Messenger RNA from Dimorphilus gyrociliatus, 1637 nucleotides. NCBI's taxonomy places the organism in Eukaryota, Metazoa, Annelida, Polychaeta, Dinophilidae. The record is from the annotation of a GenBank genome assembly.
GGAAACAGAAACGAAAGAACUGUCUGGAAUCUAAGAUGUCUGCCGUGAAAGCAUUGAAUCCAAAUGCUGAGGUCGUAAAAGCCUCUCAAGCUUUAGCCGUCAAUUUAAGUGCCGCGAAAGGUAUUCAGGAUGUUCUUAGAACGAAUCUCGGGCCGAAAGGAACAAUUAAAAUGCUUGUUUCCGGGGCCGGUGACAUUAAAUUAACUAAAGACGGCAAUGUUUUGCUUCAUGAAAUGCAAAUUCAACAUCCGACCGCCGCCUUGAUAGCACGUGUUGCUACAGCACAAGACGAUAUCACAGGGGACGGAACUACAUCGAACGUCCUCAUCGUUGGCGAAUUACUAAAACAGGCUGAAAUGUAUAUAGCCGAAGGUCUACAUCCUAGAGUGGUUUCUGAAGGUUUUGACAUCGCAAAAAAGAGAGCUCUAGAAUUUUUAGACGAAAUCGUUAUGAAGAAAGACAAUGUAGAUCGCAAAGAUUUAAUUUCUGUUGCUAGAACAUCUUUAAGAACAAAAUUGAACGAGUCUCUUGCUGAUUCUCUAACUGAACAUGUCGUAGAUUCUGUUUUAGCAAUUGAAAAGCCUAACACACCUAUUGAUCUUUUUAUGGUCGAAAUUAUGUCGAUGCAACAUAAAACAGAUAUGGAUACUACUUUGGUAAAAGGUAUCGUAAUGGAUCAUGGAUCCCGUCAUCCAGAUAUGCCUAAGCGUUUGGAAAAUUGCUUUAUUUUAACCUGUAAUGUCUCCUUGGAAUACGAAAAGUCAGAAGUAAACAGCGGAUUCUUUUAUAAAUCGGCAGAAGAACGAGAAAAAUUGGUAUUAGCAGAAAGAGAGUUCAUCGAUGCUCGUGUAAAGAAAAUAAUAGAACUAAAAAGAAAAGUCUGCGACGGGAAUGACAAAGGAUUUGUCGUCAUUAAUCAAAAAGGAAUUGACCCACCAUCUCUUGACUUGUUGGCGAAGGAAAAUAUAAUGGCUUUAAGACGUGCUAAGCGCCGAAAUAUGGAAAGAUUACAAUUAGCUUGUGGAGGAAUAGCUAUGAAUUCUGUUGAUGAUCUUGUCCCAGAAAAUCUGGGAUACGCCGAUCUCGUUUACGAAGUAGUACUGGGAGAAGAGAAAUUCACCUUUGUUGAAACAUCCAAGAAACCUAAAUCAGUUACCCUUCUAGUGAAGGGUCCGAACAAGCAUACAAUUGUUCAAAUUAAGGAUGCACUACGGGAUGGUCUAAGAGCCGUAACAAAUGCUAUAGAGGAUAAAUGUGUUGUUCCCGGUGCUGGAGCUUUUGAAGUUGCCGCUAGCACAGAUUUAGUAAAAUUCAAGAAUUCCGUAAAGGGCAGAGCUAGACUUGGCGUACAGGCCUUCGCUGAUGCACUACUUGUUAUACCAAAGACCCUAGCCCAAAACGCUGGAUUGGAUCUUCAAGACAGUAUUCUAAAAAUACAAGAGGGACAAGAGAAAGGCGGAUGGAAUGUUGGGUUAGAUUUACUGACCGGAGAAACUUUGAUACCUAGCGAUGCAGGAAUCUAUGACAAUUACCGAGUUAAGAGGCAGAUAUUGAAUUCUUGCACUGUUAUAGCCAGCAAUCUUUUAUUGGUAGAUGAAAUUAUGAGAGCCGGACUAUCGUCUUUGAAAGAAGCCUAG